This is a messenger RNA of Ceratina calcarata, 1852 nucleotides long. Its product is annotated as mitochondrial 2-oxodicarboxylate carrier-like. The record is from RefSeq and is a predicted model, not a curated record. The coding region runs from base 625 to 1533 and encodes 302 amino acids. The transcript has 7 exons. NCBI's taxonomy places the organism in Eukaryota, Metazoa, Arthropoda, Insecta, Hymenoptera, Apidae.
AAAUAAUAUAUAUGCAAAUCUUGUUACCUGUUUUAUUUUGAGAAACUGCAACUCAUUUUAAAUUGCGUAAAAUUUUUGUAAUCGUCGCAUGUACAUACACUCUGUUAGAAAUUAUAUUCCUUGUUCAUAAAACAAUGACAUUUUUAUUUUAAUCCGUUUUCUCCUGAUUUUCUGUUUUCCACGAUUACAUAAAAAGUGCAAUCGGAUGUAUUGUUGAUUGUAUCUGUAUUCUUGAUUGUUAUCUCCUAUUGUCGAUAUCUCUGAUAAUAGCUAUCAGAUCAUUCGAAUGCACUUAAUGCAAGCUCAUACAAUAUUCGUCCAUAAUGACGCAAUAAUUGAACUCGUUAAACAACGAACGAUCGUUUUGAUCUGACAACAAAUUCGAGUUUCGACGACAAUUAACUUAAAAUCUUUAAUUACGUAAUCAACGUUCAUGGCAAUAAGAUACAUUGCCACAUCAUUCAUUACCCUACGUUUUCUGAAAGUCAUCGUGUAAUCGUACAUAGAAAGAUUUAAUUAUUUUGUUUUUCACAACACGGAGAAACUCCGAAGUUCGAGGGGAAUAUAAUGCAUAAAAAAUAAGGGAGGAUUAACGAACUAAGGGUUUAUCAAGGAAAUUGAAAGAUGAGUCAUUUAGAGAUCGUGCGCCCUAAACCGGGCAUCUUCAAGGAGGCUGCUAUCCAAAUAGGUGCCGGAGGCUGUGCAGGCUUCGUGGAAGCUUGCAUAAUGCAUCCGAUGGAUUUAAUUAAAACGCGUUUUCAGCUGCAAGUGAAAAUGGGGACGCAGGAUGCUCUUUAUUAUACAGGGAUCGGCGAUUGUAUGAGGAAAAUGUAUGUGAACGAAGGACUCGCCGCCUUUUGGAAAGGUAUAUUACCACCAGUUCUUAUGGAAACUCCUAAACGAGCUGUGAAAUUUUUCUCCUUUGAACAAUAUAAGAAGAUUUUUAACAAUCAAACGCCGAAAUCAACGGUUUACUUCUGCGCUGGAUUCUUAACCGGUGUUACCGAGGGGAUUAUCGUUAAUCCGUUCGAAGUGGUCAAAGUACAGAUGCAAUCGAACCGCAAGCACAUAAGCGCUAGUCCAUCGACGUUCGAAGUUACUCGACGCAUUAUAACCGAACAAGGUUUCGGGUUGAAGGGAAUUAACAAAGGUUUAUCUGCAACAGUAAUGAGGAACGGCGUUUUCAACUCGUUUUAUUUCGGCAUUUAUCACUCUAUCCUUCCUCUGUUACAAAACCAGAAAGAAUAUGUUCCGGAGCUUGUACUUAAGUUUGCUAUAGGUUUUAUAUCUGGGACAGUGGCAUCCUGUAUGAAUAUUCCUUUUGAUGUUGCCAAGAGUCGUAUUCAAGGCCCACAGGGAGCUCAGUAUAAGGGCACCCUCAGGACUAUUUACUUAGUGUAUCAUAGAGAAGGAUUCCAAGCUUUGUAUAAAGGGUUGCUACCAAAGGUAUUAAGAUUAGGGCCAGGAGGCGCGAUCAUGCUGAUCGUAUACGACAAAAUGAAAGCAUACCUCAAUAUGCAGUUCGGUGACUAAAAACCAUAACGAAACACAGUCUAGACUGAGCCGUGCAUUUUCGAUUAACAUUGCCAAAGAUUUGCUUAGAAUAAUACAUCCUCAGUAACCGUUUCCGUAUUUUUAUUAAUCUAUUAAUGUUUAGUUUCUCUGAGAUUUUAGGGUGAUCGUAAAAACGUGAUUUCUACCAAAAUAACAAUUUAUGUGAUUGAAGUAUACUGACUCGUUCAGUGUGUCUGACUUACAAUGAAACAACGUAUCAUACGUUUAUAUCAUUAAACGUUAGAUAUAUUUAUGUAAAAAAUUCGUUAACAAUAAAAAUAUUUGUUUAAUCAUCCAA